AUGGAGGAUGUUCAGGAGCAGCAGAAAAGUCAACCCCUUGGACAAGAAGAUGAGGGUGAAAUAGUCACUGAGAGUGUUGGGUUUGCACAGAGUGUAGCUCCUCAAGAUGGCAGUUGUCCUCCAAUUGUGGAUUCUAAAGUGGAAGUGCUUCAUGAUAAAGUAACUAAACAGAUUAUUAAGGAAGGUCAAGGUCAAAAGCCUUCCAAAUAUUCAACAUGCUUUGUGAACUACAGGGCUUGGACCGAAAGCACCCAACACAAGUUUGAGGACACAUGGCAUGAACAACAGCCUCUUGAAUUGAUUAUAGGGAAAGAGAAAAAAGAAAUGACCGGCUUGGCUAUUGGUGUGUCCAGCAUGAAGUCAGGUGAACAUGCCCUGUUACACGUUGGCUGGGAACUUGGUUAUGGGAAAGAAGGAAGCUUCUCUUUCCCUAAUGUUCCUCCCAUGGCAGACAUAGUAUAUGAAGUUGUCCUUAUUGGGUUUGACGAAACCAGAGAAGGUAAAGCUCGUAGUGAUAUGACUGUGGAGGAAAGGAUUGGUGCUGCAGAUCGAAGAAAGAUGGAUGGCAAUGCCUUGUUUAAGGAGGAGAAAUGGGAAGAGGCCAUGCAACAGUAUGAAAUGGCCAUAGCAUAUAUGGGUGAUGAUUUCAUGUUUCAGUUGUUUGGGAAGUACCAAGACAUGGCUUUGGCUGUUAAAAAUCCAUGCCAUCUUAAUAUGGCAGCAUGUCUGAUAAAGCUCAAGCGCUAUGAAGAAGCCAUUGGGCAAUGCAGUCUUGUGUUAGCUGAGGAUGAAAACAAUGUGAAAGCCCUUUUUAGAAGGGGAAAAUCUAGAGCAGAACUUGGCCAAACAGAAGCUGCACGGGAAGACUUUCUAAAGGCAUGUAAAUUUGCACCUGAAGACAAAGCAAUUGCAAAAGAGCUUCGUAUGAUGGCUGAACAUGACAAGGCUCUUUAUGAGAAGCAAAAGGAGAUCUAUAAAGGAAUUUUUGGACCUCGACCAGAACCUAAACUGAAGAGCACUAAUUGGUUAAUCAUCUUUUGGCAAUGGCUAUUGUCAUUACUUUAUCGUCUCUUUAGACGUGAGAGAGUCAAAGCUGAUUGAUGUGAGGUCUGAACAAAUAAAUAUGGGAAGAAAAUUGAUACAACUCCAGUAAUUUUGAAUAAUGUUUUCAGACUUAUCAAUGACCUUUGUU
Messenger RNA from Pistacia vera, 1192 nucleotides. Its product is annotated as peptidyl-prolyl cis-trans isomerase FKBP42. Bases 1 to 1101 code for a protein of 366 amino acids. The record is from RefSeq and is a predicted model, not a curated record. Lineage: Eukaryota; Viridiplantae; Streptophyta; Magnoliopsida; Sapindales; Anacardiaceae. The transcript is spliced from 7 exons. Gene Ontology annotation, molecular function: peptidyl-prolyl cis-trans isomerase activity; protein binding.